AUGGUUUCCGACGAGCACUACGAGAUCUGCCUCCCUAUCCUCCAGGAUGCCACCCUUGAGGACGAGGAUAAAACGGAUCAGCUGGAGGAUCUACUCCGAAGCCAGACAAGCUUGUCUGGCCCUUCAUUAGACAAUGCGAUUCUCGAUGUGUUAUGGCGAUACCGCGAUGGCGGCGGCAGCUCAACCUCGCCUCCUCCCAUCCGCCAGACCAUCCUUCGACGACCUUCGCCGUCCCCAUGGCGCGGCAAUGCCACUCCUCUCUCUGGCUCGCCGCGCCUCGGGGUCAGUCCACUGGCCCCUCCCGGCUUCGUACCGUCUUUCUCGAGAACGAAAUCGUCAGCCGCCUCUCCUUUUUCUUCGCCAAGGCCGUCUCCGAGACUCGCCUUCGCGACGCCCGUCAUACCCAACAGCCCGAACCUGAACGCGUAUGAGUUCGCCAACGAUAGAUCCCCUUCCCAGGAAACUUUCGGCGAUUACCAGACCGAGAACGUAGAGUGGCUCGUUGCGGACGAUGCUAUAAGCAUCACAUCAUCAGUCGGGACGUCGAGUGGCCUGAACGCUGCCGCUCCCGAGUUCUCGUCCAUGUCAUCGCAGCAGGCUGACAUGUCUCCUUACGAUAUGCUUCGCUCAAUACUCGGUCAGACGAGAACCGACGAUGAGAUUGAAGCUGCUCUUGCGCUACAUGGGUACGACCUGAGCGCAACGAUAGUGUCCAUCAUGGAGAGCCAGGCGCAAGAGAAUGGAUUUAGCGCUGCGUUGCACCCUGAUGACUCCAAGACUUCUCUUAUUGGCAAAGCUCUAGCUGCAGAAGGCCGCCCAACCACACCUGCUGGUGGUCAAAGAUCAGGGGUCAUUUGCAAGUUUUACAUGUCGACCGGACAAUGCCUGCGGGCUGAUUGCCGAUUCAGCCAUGACCUGAGUAAUCACCUUUGCAAAUACUGGGUGAUGGGAAAUUGCUUAGCUGGCGAGACUUGCAUCUUCUCUCACGACCCAGCGCAUUUGAUGAACAAGCUUGCGUUGGAUGGCUCCAGCACUCCGCCAACAAAGCAAGCCAAUAACCUGGACUUAAACUCUUUUCCGGCACUUCCCCCGGGCACCCCGGAACAUCUCGGUGGUUUCGCUGGAGGUGUUAACAUCACUGUUGGAAUCACACCUCCGCCUGGUUUGAAGCCCUUUUAUCAAGACCAAAGCCCAAGGCCCCGAUCUCGUCCUGGAAGCCGACACCAGCAAGCAAGGGAACCUGUAGCCCCGUCGCUGGACGACGCAGACGCUUUCCCCACGCUUGGCUCAGCUGCAGCAAAGCAAGGCAAGAAGCAUCAUGGAAAGCGCGGUGGACACGGGCAUAAUCACAAGGAAAACUUUGGCCCUAGUUCUCUGGCCGAAAUCGUCAAGAUGUCGCCCUCUCCGAGCUCGGCUUCCCUUCGCCAAGACACGAAGAAGCUCGGUCGAAAUGGGAGCUCCACGAAUAUCCGAAACGGAGAAAACAGUGCCGCGGCGCAGGCAAUUCCUAACCCUAAACACAUUCCCUGGCUGGAGACCGGGGAGCGCGCCAACAAAGCAUACCUCAAAGCCAGACAAGAGGCCAUCAAGCAUGGCGGUCUCCGCAAUAAGUUCCUUCAGAGCGCCGCGCAAGCUUGGAACCGCAAUGACGCAAGGGCUGCCAAAGCCCUGAGCCUCAGAGGUCAGAGCGAGAACGACCUCAUGCGAAAAGCUCAUAGGGAGGCUGCUCGUGAGUUGUACGAGGAGCGUAAUAAGGGCAACGCGAACAGCUUAGAAAUCUACGUCGACCUCCAUGGGCUUCACCCUGAGGAAGCAGUAGAGUACCUAGAGCGGGUGUUGAUGGAGAAUGUUAAGGAGAGCAGAUCGAUCUACGCCAUCACUGGUACCGGGCAUCAUAGCAAGAACGGCAAGGACAAAGUGGGUAAGGCGAUCCGCAACUUUUUGAAUGAGUGGAGGUACGCCUACCGCGAAUUCUCCGUUCCAGGCGACCGCAACAACAUGGGAGGGAUUCUGGGCAUUGAUGCUCGAAGCUACGACAAGUCGCUGGCUCGCGAAGGGACGUCGAGUGCGGAUGAAAGCAAGGAGGAGGUUGACAUCCUGAGUCAAGGAGUGGAGAUCGGGGAUGGCAAGGUUAGGCUCCUGGUGAGGGACCCUCCCAAGGGUCCUAGUGGGCGGCGAUGA
Messenger RNA from Colletotrichum siamense, 2181 nucleotides. It is a transcript of the gene CID7, whose product is annotated as Polyadenylate-binding protein-interacting protein 7. Gene Ontology annotation, molecular function: RNA binding; metal ion binding. NCBI's taxonomy places the organism in Eukaryota, Fungi, Ascomycota, Sordariomycetes, Glomerellales, Glomerellaceae. Gene Ontology annotation, biological process: negative regulation of DNA-templated transcription. Gene Ontology annotation, cellular component: nucleus. The transcript has 3 exons. The record is from RefSeq and is a predicted model, not a curated record. The coding region runs from base 1 to 2181 and encodes 726 amino acids.